Messenger RNA from Sorghum bicolor (sorghum), 2407 nucleotides. Its product is annotated as protein DETOXIFICATION 54. Gene Ontology annotation, biological process: xenobiotic detoxification by transmembrane export across the plasma membrane. Gene Ontology annotation, molecular function: xenobiotic transmembrane transporter activity; antiporter activity. Gene Ontology annotation, cellular component: membrane. The transcript has 2 exons. Bases 414 to 2003 code for a protein of 529 amino acids. Lineage: Eukaryota; Viridiplantae; Streptophyta; Magnoliopsida; Poales; Poaceae. The record is from RefSeq and is a predicted model, not a curated record.
UUUAAUCCCCACUAAGCCAAAUAUAGUAAGGUCUAAACGGUAGUGUCUUUACAGUCGCAGAAUACCCUGGAGCAACAGUCAAACCACACGUCGAAACUGCUGCGUGUUUCAAGGUAACCUGAAGUCUCAUGCACCAUCACAACUGAAUCGCCGCGUGCUGUCUUUAACAACAACGGCCAGGGCUAAACCCCUGAUCAGAUUCACACCAGUAAUAAAUUACUCCUACAGUACUAAGCACAGGCUGCAGGUUAAACCUCGCUCCGACCAUAUAUAUAUUGCCGGCACCGGCAGAAGGCAGAAGGCAGAAGGCAAGGCAAAGCCAAGCCAUCCCCCCUCCUCUGGCUCCCUGCCUCUUUCACACGGAGCACUAGUAGCAGAGUCGACGCGAGACAUUCGUUCCCUUGUCGCUUGGCAUGGCCAUCCCGCUACCGGGGAAGGCGCUGCCGCGGCAUGACGUGAGUAAGGGCGGCGGCCAGGCGGACGCCGACGACGCGGCGGCGUGGCCGGGCGGCGACGACGACCAGCCGUCGGUGGUGGCGGAGCUGCGCGCGCUGUGGGGCAUGGCGGCGCCGAUCACGGCGCUCAACUGCGUGGUGUACCUGCGCGCGAUGGUGUCCGUGCUCUGCCUCGGCCGUCUGGGCCCGCUGGACCUGGCCGGCGGCGCGCUCGCCAUCGGCCUCACCAACAUCACGGGCCACAGCGUGCUGUUCGGCCUCGCGUCGGGGCUGGAGCCGCUGUGCGCGCAGGCGUUCGGGUCCCGGAACCACGAGCUCCUGACGCUGUCCGUCCAGCGCGCCGUGCUGCUGCUCUUCCUCGCCGCCGUGCCCAUCGCGCUGCUGUGGCUCAACGUGGGGCCCAUCCUGGUGGCGCUCGGGCAGGACCCCACCAUCUCGGCGCACGCCGCGUCGUACGCCGCGUUCGCGCUGCCGGACCUGGCUGCCGGCGCCGUGCUGCAGCCGCUGCGGGUGUACCUCCGGUCGCAGGGCAUCACGCGGCCCAUGGCGGCGUGCUCCGCGAUCGCCGUGGUGCUGCACGUCCCGCUCAACGUGGCGCUCGUCUUCGGCAUGGGCCUCGGCGUGCGCGGCGUCGCCGCGGCGCAGGCGCUCACCAACACCAACAUGCUGCUGUUCCUGCUCGCCUACAUCCGCUGGGCGCGCGCCUGCGAGGGCACCUGGAAAGGAUGGGCCCGGCCGGCCGCCGUCGCCAGCGGCCUCCCCGCGCUCGCCAGCCUCGCCGUGCCCAGCUGCGUCGGCGUCUGCCUCGAGUGGUGGUGGUACGAGGUCGUCACCGUGCUCGCUGGAUACCUCCCCAACCCCGCCGCCGCCGUCGGCGCCGCCGGGGUGCUCAUCCAGACCACCAGCCUCAUGUACACCGUGCCCAUGGCGCUCGCCGCCUGCGUAUCCACCCGGGUGGGCAACGAGCUAGGCGCCGGGAAGCCUCGGCGAGCGCGGAUGGCGGCGCUGGUGGCGCUGUGGUGCGCGCUGGCGAUCGGCGUGGUGCACGUGGCGUGGACGGUGGCGCUGAGCAGGCGGUGGGUGGAGCUGUUCACGACGGAGGCCGGCGUGGUGCGGCUGGCGUCGGCGGCGAUGCCCGUGGUGGGUCUGUGCGAGCUGGGCAACUGCCCGCAGACGACGGGGUGCGGCGUGCUCCGGGGCACGGCGCGCCCGGCCGUGGGCGCGCGCAUCAACCUCCUCUCCUUCUACCUGGUGGGCACCCCCGUGGCGGUGUACCUGGCGUUCGGCGCCCCGGGCGUCGGGUUCCGGGGCCUCUGGUACGGCCUCCUGUCGGCGCAGGCGUCGUGCGUGGCGCUCGUCCUCGCCGCCGUCGUGUGGCGCACCGACUGGCGCGUCGAGGCCAUGCGCGCCAAGAAGCUGGCCGGGCUGGAGCUCGCUCAUCCAGUCCCAACAACGACCGCCGCUGAUGACGCCGACGACGCCGCCGAGGAGAGGAAGCGCCUCGUGGUGGCCGGCACCGGCGAGCCGGCGGCGGAGGGUGGUGUGUAGUAGUUGAGUAGUAGUGGUAGGUAAGGUAGCGACAGUGCAUGUAGCAGCUGGAUGAUGACAGCGACCCGACGUGCGUGCGUGCAGGGUCGCCGUCGUCGCCGGAGCCACGCCUGUCCACCCAGACCCAGCAUCAAUGGACGCAACGGAUCAUAGACGAUCGAGUUGCUUGUGGCUUUUCGCUGCUGCCUAGCUCGCUGGCUAUAGACUAGUAGUAUUGCUUUGUGUGGCGUGCAGUGCAGUGCAGGGGCCUGGACGCCUGUGCGAUGGUGGUGGUGGCUGCUGUCGCGGCGCGCAACUAGCUAGGAGGAGUAGGAGUAGCUAGCUAGCGCCGGCAAGUGGUGGCCAUGCAUGUUGUAGUAGUUGUUGUUGCACCCAAUCCAUCCAUCGACGGAUCGAUCGACCGA